AGCAACUUCUCACUGUUAAAUUGACAAUUACUUACAAUUUGUUUCAAUAUAUACAGUAAUGUUAUCGUAAUAGUCAAAAAGUUGUUACAUGUCAAAAAUAACAUGCCACGUUUAGCAGACAAGAAAAAUUAAAUUACCUUCGAGAACUCUAUGCACUCAUCGUGAUGUACAGAUGACAUCCAAAUCUAAAAGUGUACAGUCACCGCGUAUUACACAAGAACAAAAAUUAUACACUACGUCAUCAUCGGGCCUGCCGAAAUGGCGGCAAUCUCCGAUUGAUAUCAGUCGCACCGCCGUGUGGAGUAAGAAACUCCCCCCCUUACUCUUGACAAAUUAUUGGUCGAACGAUGGCACAGCGAUACUUACAAACACUGGCAAAACAGUUAGCGUUGAGUUGGCGAAUAGAACGCUACCGAUAAUGCGCGGCGGUCCUUUGAAAGAUGAUGAAUUUCAAUUCAUGAACGUGCAGUUCCAGUGGGGCCCGUCCAACUGUCGAGGCGCGGAACAUUCUAUCGACAAUAUUUGGUACUCAAUGGAGGCGCAAGUUAUGCAUUGGAACACGCGGUACGGAUCGAUAGACAAGUGUUACGACAAAUCUGAUGGAAUUGCAAUACUCUCGUACUUCAUGCAGGUCGUUGGCUGUCCUGGGAUUCCAGAAAAUCCUAUGCUUGCCCCAAUUACUAAUAAACUCUCGGAAAUAAAACGGACAGCUAGCACCGUAAAUAUUAUUCCAGAUUGUUUACGUUGGAUGACGCAUGCAUGCACAUACCCUGGAUAUUAUACUUAUUCAGGCUCCCUCACGUCUCCUCCGUAUAAUGAAUGCGUCACUUGGAUUAUCGUGCCAAAUGCGAUAAAAAUAUCUUCCUAUCAGAUCGAAGCAUUCAGAAAUCUCUACAAUUAUAAGUGGGAGCGUAUAGAAAGGAAUUACAGAUCGCAACAUCUUCUUCACGGAAGAAAGAUUUUCUUUGCCACGAAUAAUGCAGUGUAGUUUGAUCGAUUGCAGUAUAGUUGAUCGAUUUAAAAUAUAUCAUCACCGAUGAUUACCGAAAUAAAACCGAAUAAAACCGAGAAAACAAACCAAUAAACAAUACAAAUAACUUGUUAAAUAACUUUUUAAUUAACAAAUCUGAAUAACUUGUUGAAAUAUAUUGUUUGGACUCGC
Messenger RNA from Wasmannia auropunctata (little fire ant), 1162 nucleotides. RefSeq names its product carbonic anhydrase 1-like. Gene Ontology annotation, cellular component: cytoplasm. NCBI's taxonomy places the organism in Eukaryota, Metazoa, Arthropoda, Insecta, Hymenoptera, Formicidae. The transcript has 7 exons. Gene Ontology annotation, molecular function: carbonate dehydratase activity; zinc ion binding. The record is from RefSeq and is a predicted model, not a curated record. The coding region runs from base 173 to 988 and encodes 271 amino acids.